AUGAAGUCCUUUUCUAGUUCUGCGAUCAAUAAAACCGGCAAGAAAUUCGCCCCGAAGGCGCCUAUCCGCCGUGCGCCCGCCGCGCCCGCGAGACGACCUAGUGUUGCUCAGCAGUCGCCGGCCGAGCCUGUUCAGGAAAACAAAGCCAAAGAUGUAACUGACGCUCAUCUGCCACCUUCUCUGGCUGCCGAGCCGGAACCACGCGCAAUCACAGAGGCCUCACCAGCAUCAAUCGCUGCGCCUACCAGGGAACAAACACCCAUUACUUUAGCUGCUCCCCAAGUUGCUACUCCUGUCACCACUGUCGCUCCUGCCAUCACUACACAAACUGUCACGCCUAUUGCUACACCCAUCGCCAAGCCGACUCCGAUCUCCAAGCCGACUGCUAUCCCAAAACCGACUCCGAUCCCCAAGCCGGCUGCCAUCUCAAAGCCAACCCCGAUCCCCAAGCCAGCUGCUAUUCCCCGUCCACAAAAGCGCGAUGCAUCUACCUCCGUCUCACAACCAACACCUGUCUCAACCGCCCCGCCUACCCCUCCUUCCACUCAACCCACCCCAUCUCCGGCCAAUGUCUCUAGUGAGGCUCAACCUCCGUCCUCUGAGGCACAUGGGCCAGAGAAGGCUCUCUUAGAAUACGCCAGGAUUGAAACCGCGCGGGCCGCAGAACAUCUCGUCGAUUCAACCGAAACUCUACCUCAAUCUCAACCUGAAAUUGAACAAACUGCCCCAAGCGAUGGUCGACCAACAAAACGCGCUCGAACUUCAUCAACUACAUCUAUUGCGGCGCCAGCUCGGAAGAAGUCUGCAUCCGCAGCAGUAAGUCGUCGAGGAUCCCAGUCAAUCGUGCCUACGAUCGAAGAUGCAAGCGCAACGCCCGGUGAAUCCAACGUUUCGACUCCAGAUCCAACAAAGCCCAAGAAACGAAAGUACUCAAAGGCCGGUACCUCGGAUCCUGAGGGUAGCGAGAAACCAAAGCGCACCCGCAAGAAGCGUGAACCUACCCCGGAAGGCGCAGAGACAGUAGAAAUCUUACCUAAUGUUGUGAAAAUGUCGGAGCUUUGCAAAGAUCUCCGAACUGGAAAGAAGUCCAAGCGUGAGACUGAGCUACGUAAGAUUGACAAGGCUGAAGAAGAGCGCAAGAAGCAGGGCGGAACCCCAGGGCCAGGGACACCCGUCAAGCAAACCGAGGCCGAACAGGAGAAGACCGAACAACCGGUCGAUUGGAAACCACAAAGCGGCCCUAUUAUGCGAAUCGUUAAUGGCGAGAUCGUGCUGGAUAAUACGUCCUUGCAGGUUGAUCGUCACGCAGAUGCCGCUCGAGCUGCAGGCGAUCUCGAAGAUGUGGUGGAAAGCUCGUUCACCCGAAAGAUCAACCAGGCCUCGUACGGCAAGCGUACAAAGACCGAAACAUGGGAUGAAGAGAUGACAGACCUGUUUUAUCGCGGGCUCCGCAUGUUCGGUACCGAUUUCAUGGUGAUUAGCAAAAUGUUCCCGGGUCGGUCUCGUCGUCAGAUCAAGUUAAAGUUCAACAAUGAAGAGCGCCGUGAUCCUCAACGAAUCAAAGACACCCUUAUGGGCCCGUCUGAGACCAUCGACAUUGCAACUUACUCGGAGAUGACGAACACUGUCUACGAUGAUCCCAAAAUCGUUCAGCAAGAACUUGACGAUGAAAAGCAGCGGAUCGAGGCCCAGCACGCCAAGGAGAAAGAAUUACAAGAGGACAUGCUGCGCAACCCAACUAGUGAUUCCAAGGACGACAAGAACGAUAAGACGGUUGUCAAGAAGUCGCGCAAGAAGGUGGGGUUGAAGAACCAGGGGGGUGGAACCGAGGAAGUUCUAGGAUCGAUCGACGACUUCCCCUCGGCUUAA
Molecule: messenger RNA, 1869 nt
Organism: Penicillium griseofulvum
Lineage: Eukaryota; Fungi; Ascomycota; Eurotiomycetes; Eurotiales; Aspergillaceae
Product: transcription factor TFIIIB subunit BDP1
Exons: 2
Coding region: 1-1869 (622 amino acids)
Biological process (GO): RNA polymerase III preinitiation complex assembly
Cellular component (GO): transcription factor TFIIIB complex
Molecular function (GO): TFIIIC-class transcription factor complex binding
Source: RefSeq, a predicted model, not a curated record